Messenger RNA from Trypanosoma theileri, 1761 nucleotides. RefSeq lists its product as uncharacterized. Lineage: Eukaryota; Euglenozoa; Kinetoplastea; Trypanosomatida; Trypanosomatidae. The transcript has a single exon. Bases 1 to 1761 code for a protein of 586 amino acids. The record is from RefSeq and is a predicted model, not a curated record. Gene Ontology annotation, molecular function: protein binding.
AUGAAUGGUGGUCGUUUCCACGUGCAAGGUCAAAGAAUAUCAAGUUUCCAGGGCAUUAAAAACAGCACCACCGACCAUGUAAUCAUUGAUUUGAGGGACAAUUGUCUCCAAAGCUUUGAGCAUUUUGGUACUCAUCCCAAAUUGGUAGAAUUGCAACUUCAAAACAAUAGAAUUGAUACUUUUAUGGGACUAACGAGACAACCUCGUCUUGCUGUCAUCAAUCUUAAAGGGAAUCCUAUUGCUUCUCAUCCAUGGUAUCGUAUCAUGCUGCUCCUAACUGUUGGUUUCUCUAUUACAAUAAUCGAUGGUGUUGCUGUUUCUCAAGAAGAACGUGAUAUGGCCCGUGCCAUGGGACCAGAUGCUGCCCUCGCAGUUAGCUACGGUUGGAGACUAGAGCCAGCUGAUCGAUCACCGGAGGAAUAUCAUCAAAUUAUAGAUGAGUGCAAGGCUUCCCGAAGGCGUUCGGUAGCACACAAGGAGUUCCUUCGGACCAUUACGCAUGUAUUACAGGAAUGCGAGAGCGAUAGUGUAAUAUUGUCAACAAAAUAUAGUAACUCUGGAAUAAAAUGUGAUUAUGAUGCUUUGACGGUAGAACGUCUAUCAGUUCGUGUAAAACAGCUUGAGGGACUACUUAGUGAAACCAAAGAAACUCUAGCGGCUCAACAGAGAAAAUGGAGGGAGGCAGUUGAAGUGGGUUGUGUUGAAGGACUAACAGGUGCAGAACUCCGAUGCGCAGAAAGCAUUUUGUUUGUAGAUGGAAUUUAUCUGCGUACAAACGUCAUGACUUUUGAUAAUCAUGGAUGCAAUGAGGGUGUCCGAGUUUGCCUUAAGAUGGAGUCAUCUUUACUGGUAUUUCUCAGUUUCAUGUCAAGGAGACGUUUAGUUGAGUUGUUCUUGGAUGACAUUGAAGUUAGGCAUCACCGACGUAAUUCUCUGCGCAUUGAGGGAAAGUAUGGGGCUGUUUUUGAUAUAUCAUUUGAAGACUCACAGAUCUUAUGGAGUGUUUACAAAUUAUUUUAUCUUCGUCGGGGGAUACCAGUGCCAUUAUUGAAACUCAGCGAUUCAAAAAAUGUGGAUGCUACACUCAUAAAAGAUAAGAGGAUGGUAAUGGUACGAGAUAACUUUGAAAAUAGCAGUAAUUGGAGCAACCAUUCUGUUGACAAUAAUAUGGGAUCUUCAAAGGUUUCUAUCCCACAGAUAAAAAAUACUUCAAAAACAAGAAAAACUUCUUAUGGUCUAGAUUCAUUCAAAUUUGGCACUCCUUACAGUGAAUCUCCUCCUCCGGUUAAUAAGAAUAAACGAACAGAUGAACAGCAGGAACUUCCACAAGAAGAAAACAUCUCGCAAGAAAAAAUUAGCGAUACUAUGGCUAUUGAAUUUCCUUCCAGUUCUAUUCCUACUAAUGAUGCGGAUGUUAAAGUUCUUGAUGUUGGAGUUGGUUUUUCUAAAAUUACUGCUUCCUCUCUCUGCAAUGUGGAACCCACUGAUGGUAAUCAUGAGUCAUCAGUGAGUUCAUGCAGGAGGAUGUCAUCCUCUCAACAGCGGACACAGCCUCCCUCAAGAGUGCCUCGUAGACGUUGUUCAUCUGUUUCUGUGCCUGUAGUACCCCGACGUCUAUCCUCGCGUAUUGAAACUCCAACCACUCCGCGAGAUUUAGAUACUAUUGGUACAUCGACACAAUCACCUCCAAACCCGACACGAUUUGACAUUGCACGAUUUCGUAUUGCCGACUCUGAUUCAGAUUCAGAUUCAGCCUCAUAG